This is a messenger RNA of Arabis nemorensis, 765 nucleotides long. NCBI's taxonomy places the organism in Eukaryota, Viridiplantae, Streptophyta, Magnoliopsida, Brassicales, Brassicaceae. The record is from the annotation of a GenBank genome assembly.
AUGGUUACAGGAGCUCGGGUUGCAACGUACAAAGCAUGCUGGAAUGAAGACUACUACGUGAGUUUGGAUAUCCUAGCCGCCAUAGAUAAGGCAAUCGAAGACAAUGUCAACAUCUUAUCCAUCUCGAUCGAGUUUGGCACUCUGGAUUACCAAAGCGACGACAUUACCAUCGGAGCAUUACCAGCCACCAAGAGAGACAUAAUUGUGUAUGCGGCAGCUGGAAACCAUGGUCCACGAGAUUCGAAUCUCGUAAAUUUGUCCUCGUGGAUAACAAAGGUAGGUGUUAGGACCAUCGAUUGGAAAUUUUCGGCGAUUGUUGUCCUUGGAAACCAUAAGACCUUUCCCGGUGUCUCAACAUUGUUCAAAAUUCGUGCUUUACCCAACAAGCAAUUCCCUUUGGUUUAUGGUCUAUUGGGAGGAAACGUAACGGGCGAACUAGUCUUCGUUGAUAUGGGACUAAGUGGCAACGAUGACAUUAAAACGGCGACAAGAUCAGCCUGCGGGAUUAUAUUUGCUAACACCAUAGGGGAUGGAAGAGAGUUUAUAGCUCAGUUUGGUUUGUUUCUAUCCACUAUCUUCGGCAAGUUAUUCGGUGACCAAAUAUGGGAGUAUAUAUUGUCCAAGUCAAAUCUGAAGGUCGCGGUUCAAUUCAAAGGAACCGUUCUCAACGUGAAUUUAUCCUCUAUUGUGGCGAGUUUUAGCUCUCGAGGCCCAUUAAUUUCUCCAGAAAUUAUGAAAUCUGACAUCAUUGCGCUAGGGUGUUAA